This is a messenger RNA of Pistacia vera, 1286 nucleotides long. RefSeq names its product rhomboid-like protein 19. NCBI's taxonomy places the organism in Eukaryota, Viridiplantae, Streptophyta, Magnoliopsida, Sapindales, Anacardiaceae. Gene Ontology annotation, cellular component: membrane; Golgi apparatus. The transcript is spliced from 8 exons. Gene Ontology annotation, biological process: retrograde vesicle-mediated transport, Golgi to endoplasmic reticulum. Bases 140 to 1060 code for a protein of 306 amino acids. The record is from RefSeq and is a predicted model, not a curated record.
UGCGAUCUGAAAAAACCGUACAACGACCUUCCCUUCCCCUUAAGUUAUUUAAAUAUACGAAAAUAAGAAAGAAAUUCAAACUAAUCGAACUCGUUAGAUCAACGCCGUAUACUUCCGAAUUAACGCCCACCGUUCAAUCAUGAGUUCUCCGGCAAGCGCGGGCUUGUUCACUGGAUUUACUAAGCUUUGCAAGGGAAUAGCGGUGGUGCUUGUCUGCGGCCACAUUUUAGUUCAGGUUUUACCUGCGGCGGUUUCUGUUCUUGCUCUGAUUCCUGCUAGGACAAUUCCCUUUGCUUGGAAUCUCUUAACAGCUGGUUACAUUGAGCAAACAGUGCAUGGGGUGGUGGUCAGCACCCUUGGUCUCCUCUUCAUGGGGAAGUUGCUUGAACCUGUGUGGGGUUCUAAGGAGUUCCUGAAGUUCAUCUUCAUAGUUAACUUUCUAACUUCUGUAUGUGUUUUCAUUACUGCAAUCGCCUUGUACUACAUAACAAGGGAGGAGAGUUACCUCUACAUGCCUGUUUCUGGCUUCCAUGGGAUUCUUGCUGGGUUUUUGGUUGGCAUCAAGCAGAUCAUACCUGACCAGGAGCUGUCUCUAUUGAAAAUAAAAGCAAAGUGGUUGCCAUCUCUUAUGCUUCUGCUAUCCAUUGUUAUUAGCUUCUUGACAGCAGAGUCAGCGGCAUAUCUUCCAACCUUAAUAUUUGGCACAUAUAUCGGCUGGAUUUACCUGAGAUACAUGCAGGGAAAACCAGAAACAAAACUUAGGGGUGAUCCAAGUGAUGAUUUUGCAUUCUCUUCUUUCUUCCCUGAAUUUCUUAGACCAGUUAUCGAUCCCAUUGCAUCAAUAUUUCAUCGGAUGCUCUGUGGAAGAUCUGAAAAUUCUAGUGAUGGUCAUGGUCAUACCUUGGGAGGUGCCCCUUUGCCUGGUUCUGACCCUAUUGAGGCAUCAAGGAGAAGAGAAAGAGGGGCUAGAGCACUGGAGGAAAGAUUGGCAACUGAGAAGUUAGCCACCGCACGGAGCAUAGAGGAGUCCAAAAAGGAUGAUGCUUCGGAGAAUGUCUGAGAGCGUGAGAACUGACGAUUAAAGCUAAAUGACCAAUGCAAAAGUGUUCAUACCUUGACAAACCUCAGAUGUUGUGCGGUGUUCGGAGAUAAAUCUUUCUUUCUAGAUUCUGGUGGACAGUUUUGUUUUGCAAUUUGCCGUGGACUAUGGCCCUCAUAGUACAAAUGUUGCCACUUUAUAAGUCGUGGUAUCUCGCAAUGAAUCUCAUCUGUGCCCUUGCUCAAUA